Molecule: messenger RNA, 423 nt
Organism: Cyclocybe aegerita
Lineage: Eukaryota; Fungi; Basidiomycota; Agaricomycetes; Agaricales; Hemipholiotaceae
Source: the annotation of a GenBank genome assembly
AAUGCAGACUUUGUCAACCAGUCACUGGUCGAUCCAAGUCAAACACCACCGCCAUCACCACCAUCCCAAUUUCAAGUUCUUCAACACCCUCAAUAUGGCUUCCUCUGCUCGGACCUACGUUAAGGGUUAUGGCAUUGACCGGGCGAAGAUCAUGCAUUUCUUGAAUACUGAGGAUUCCCAGGACAGCAGAAUCGACAGAGUCGUGUUCAAGAUUCUGGACUACAUAGACAAAACAGAGCAUCCAAUCUGCGGAGGGCACACAUUGGACGACAACAUCAACAUGAAUGUCAUUGCUUUCGGAAACAAGGCUUUUGGAGAUAAUCUGGAUGAGUUGAAGAAGAAGGAACUCACCCCUCCAAAGUAUUUGCAGAAGGCGAUGGGGUUUCUGAGGGGUCCUGAGGUGUUUGAGUUCGUUGCAUGGUA